Molecule: messenger RNA, 2267 nt
Organism: Gasterosteus aculeatus aculeatus (three-spined stickleback)
Lineage: Eukaryota; Metazoa; Chordata; Actinopteri; Perciformes; Gasterosteidae
Product: relaxin-3 receptor 1-like
Biological process (GO): G protein-coupled receptor signaling pathway; cell chemotaxis; positive regulation of cytosolic calcium ion concentration
Cellular component (GO): membrane; external side of plasma membrane
Molecular function (GO): C-C chemokine receptor activity; C-C chemokine binding
Source: RefSeq, a predicted model, not a curated record
CACCAUGCGCACGAGCCGUGGCACCCUGGUAGUUUCUCACCGGGAGACAAAACAUCUGUUAAAAGGAAACACGCAACUGGCGUCCUGCGAGUUUAAAACCAGACUUGUUGAGAGUGGCGAUUAAUUCCCCGCAGUGAAACUAAAGCCUCGCUUUUACGCACACGAGCAGCGCGCUGGAGGGCGACGGAGGAGCGACGCAGCCACUAUAAAAGCCUCAGGACGCGACCGGUGUCACCGGGAGAAGCCGCCGACGCAUCGCGGCGCACUUCAGCCCGGAGGCCGCUGAGUCCGACGCGCGUCAAUCACCUUUCCUUCCCCGUGAUCCAUUUAAGGAACCCGCCGUUCCUUAACUGCUCGCGCACGCUCUGCUCGGCUUCGAACGAUGGGGAUUCGUGCAUCCACAAGGGCGCGCUUUUAUUUGGGAAGUUAGCCGCGAAAGGGAGUGGACACCUGCCCUAAGUUGUUACUCAUCCUCCGCAGAAGCAUGCAGAGCAACGCCUCCGGACACGCGUGCGGAGGAGAGGAGGACGAGGACGAACUCUCCAAACUCAUCGGCGCCACAGGAGCAGCGUCUCAUCUCGCGGCUCUGAACCUGUCCCUGACCUGCUGGCUCCACAUCCUCUCCAAGGAGUCCUCGCUGGACCUGCACGCGGACAGCGCCAACUUGGCAGUGCGAGUCGUCAUCGCUCUGGUCUACCUGGCGGUCUGUGUUCUGGGGCUUGUGGGUAACCUCUUGGCACUGUUCCUGCUCCGCUCCCUCAACCGGGGUCACCACCCCUCCUCCAUCGACUGCUUCGUGAUGAGCCUGGCGCUGACCGACCUCCAGUUUGUCCUCACCUUGCCCUUCUGGGCCGUGGACACCGCGCUGGACUUCCGCUGGCCCUUCGGCCGGGUCAUGUGCAAGAUCGUGAGCUCGGUCACCACCCUGAACAUGUACGCCAGCGUCUUCUUCCUCACCGCCAUGAGCGUGACCCGCUACCACGCCCUGGUCACCUCUCUGAAGAUGGGCAGCCCUCGGGUGGCCACUGCUCGGGCCAAAUGGGCCAGUUUGACCAUUUGGCUGGUGUCACUGGUGGCAACGCUGCCUCACGCGUUCUACUCCACCACAGUCCAGGUGUCUACAGACGACGAGCUGUGCCUGGUGCGCUUCUCCGACUCCGACUCGGGCCACUGGGAUCCUCAAGUCCUGCUCGGACUCUAUCAGACACAAAAGGUCCUCCUGGGAUUCGUCGUCCCCUUAAUCGUCAUCUCCGCGUGCUACCUCCUGCUCCUGAGAUUCAUCCUGGGCCGGCGCGUCGUUGGCGCCGCGGCCAGCGGGAGUGACGCGGAGAUGUCGGAGUACGAGAGAGGACGCCACCGCCGGCGCUCCAAAGUCACCCGCUCUGUCACCAUCGUGGUUCUGUCCUUCUUCAUCUGCUGGCUGCCCAACCAGGCCCUCACCCUGUGGGGGGUGCUGAUCAAAUUUGACUUGGUGCCCUUCAGCAAGGCCUUCUACAACACCCAGGCGUACGCCUUCCCCCUGACCGUGUGCUUGGCUCACGCAAACAGCUGCCUCAACCCGGUGCUGUACUGCCUGAUCCGAAAGGAGUACCGAGCUGGACUGAAGGAGCUUCUGCUGAGAGUGUCCCGCUCCGUCCACAAUGUUCUCAGUAGGGGAGGCAGGCGGGCGGAGGAAGCCCCAGCCAGCCUGGGCAUGACGCACAAAGACAUCCACAUGUGAUUCACUAAAGAGGACAGAUUUUACAUUGGGGUGAAUGCAAUUUUUUUUCUCCCUUUGAAGAUAAUCACCAACCUCCGUGUUUGCAGGCUGAAAAAAAAUGAAGGUAUGCCAGGAUAUGCAUUCCCCAAAAUAGCAAGCUUUCUCUUUCUAAAGAAAAUCGUCCCUUAUGAGUCAACUUUAUGUGCCAUGAUUUAUUCGGUGGCGUUCUCUAAUCGUGUUCCCGUAUGACAGCUUCAUGCACUUUUAGUGAAACACACUGCAUCUCCCUGAGGACAAGUACUUUCCUGUUAAAGAUCAAACCCCCCAAUGAGCAGAGCGGGAUUCUUUUUACACUUCACAUUCUCAAAUGUCUCAUUCAUGCGUUUUCCCCUUUCAAAAGGGUUGACCCGCUUAAUAUUCACUUGUGCUGCUUUUUGCUCUCUCUAGCAUGAAACUGCCGCCCGCUGUCAUGUCUCCGGGUGUCCGCCCUGCUGUACCGCUGGAAAUUAGUUCUGUGAUUACUUGUGUGUAAAGUGACAUUAAAUAAAAUUGAGAGGUCAAAAGUUCA